AAAUCGAUCAGCUCUACAAACAAGAGCAUCAGAGAUCUUGUGACAAAGAGUUCCAAGUGAAUCAAAAAACAAUUUCCAAGAUGAAAUUCAUCGUACUGGCUCUCUUCUGCAUGGCUGCAUACGCCACUGCUCAAGAAAUUGAACCUGAAGCCGUGGAAGAAUACUACGGGUCUCCUCGUUUUCGACGACACGCUGACCCUCAAGGGUCCAUCGUUAUUCAGGGACAGAAACCAUUGAGCGGACCGGAUCGUCGCCCAUCCUUGGACGUCGAUUAUCAUCAACGCGUCUACGACAAAAAUGGAAUGAACGCGGACGCAUACGGUGGACUGAAUAUUCGUCCAGGACAGCCUGCUCAACCACACUUGGGUAUCCAAGUCGGGCGUGAAUACAAGAAUGGCUUCAUCAGAGGAUACAGCCAGGCUGAACGCGGUCCUGGCGGCAGAAUCUCCCCCAGCUUCGGCAUUGGUGGUGGAUUCAGAUUCAGACGCGACGUCGAUGGUAUGACGUCAGAGGAACUAGGAUAUUAAAUCUAUCUAUGCGUACAGUUAACGAUCAGACUACGGAUCUUUCUGCAAAUUCAUAAUUCUUUUGGACAUAAUUAGAGAAACUUAGGCAGAGAUCCGUUUUAACGUAAUAUCAAUUACUAUUGGUAUUGUCUUGUAUUAAUUGCAUUUAUUUAAUAUUUAAUGAUUAUUUAUUUGAGAUAUGCAUUUACUUUGUUUCAUUUCCUAUACUUUAUGUAAUUGAUAAGACAUUGACGAUUAAGAGAUUGUACUGAAAAGAAAUGAUAAUAAACGUAAUGUAAUAACAUAAA
Messenger RNA from Bombus pyrosoma, 814 nucleotides. Its product is annotated as hymenoptaecin-like. The record is from RefSeq and is a predicted model, not a curated record. Bases 81 to 527 code for a protein of 148 amino acids. The transcript is spliced from 2 exons. Lineage: Eukaryota; Metazoa; Arthropoda; Insecta; Hymenoptera; Apidae.